Messenger RNA from Cynara cardunculus var. scolymus (artichoke), 1213 nucleotides. RefSeq names its product acyl carrier protein 4, chloroplastic-like. Bases 833 to 1213 code for a protein of 126 amino acids. Gene Ontology annotation, molecular function: acyl carrier activity. The transcript has 5 exons. NCBI's taxonomy places the organism in Eukaryota, Viridiplantae, Streptophyta, Magnoliopsida, Asterales, Asteraceae. Gene Ontology annotation, biological process: fatty acid biosynthetic process. The record is from RefSeq and is a predicted model, not a curated record.
CGCAUCGAUURAUCUUGUGAUCUUCUCUUUUYUUCUCUAAAUCAGUUGCUCGAACAACAGGUUCCACCCAACCCGAGCAUGGCGGAGGCUCGGAAGGAGGCAGAGAUGGUGAUGUUUGGUGCGAUUGAUGAGCUAUUGGCCAAAACAGGGGUGAAGGCUAAGGAUAUUGGGAUACUGAUAGUCAGUUGUAUCUUGUUUUGCCCAACACCUUCACUUAGUUCCAUGGUGUUGAACCAUUACAAGCUCAGAAGGAAUAUUUUGAGCUAUAAUCGUUAAGGUCAAACCUUGCUUUCUUUCAAUAUGGACGWUUUCGACCGAUUUCAGACUUCAAAUUCGAAUUCGUGCUCCAAGACGACCGAUUUCAGACUUCAACUUCAUGGCUCCAAGACGACUGAUUUCAGACUUCAAAUUUGCUUCAAAUCCGUGGCUCCCAAGAUGACUGUCAAUAUAACCAGGGUUUUGGAGUAUUGAUUUUCAACAACGAUUUUCCUGAGGUAUUGAUUUACAUUUCACGGCUCCCUAGCGAUUUCUCAAAAAGGAAGGGAUGGUUAAUACUAAAAAACAAACAGAAAAGAACCCACAAUUAGAAUGUGUUUCAAGGCUGGGGCUACAUCUACAUCAUAUUACAAAGAUAAUGUGUUCAUAGCGUUAUUAUGGAAGUAAAUACGUGGUCCAUAACAAAUUAAUAGAUUUUACACCUAGGGUAUAUACAAGGCAGCAUCUGAACAGGACCAUCCCAUCCUAAGAUCCAUUAUGAACUGGUCUGAUUCCAUGGAAGCAACUGUUAAAAAGAAAUGAGCCAUCUAGAGCAACACCAUAACUCAGAACCAAUAUGCCACAUAAAAAACCAGCUACGCGGACUAGACAAGGAGAACACUUGUUGAAGGACCAGAUCAAAUCAGUUCAAAAACAGGAGGAGAAGCCAAAGGCGAAACCAGAGACAGUGGACAAGGUGUGUAGCAUUGUUAGGAAGCAGCUGGCACUACCAGAAGACUCUGCUGUAACCGGAGAGUCCAAGUUUUCUUCACGUGGAGCUGAUUCUCUUGAUACAAUAAAUUUUGAUGUCGACUUGUCUUCGAAGAUUGUGGUUGAUGUGAUUGACUUCCAAAAUGGGUUGAUCUUUCAAAAAUCACCGAGCAAAGYUGCAGGAGCAUUUUUUAAAAUGCCAUGGCCAAGAGGACRUGGAAAGAGYCAAAGGAAUGAAGCCAACUGA